CCCACCGAUGCUGUUCUGGAAGCAAUCCUUGGACCAGCUUUUAUUGUCCCCACCUGAAAUUUCAUGCUCCUUCCAUUUUUAUAUCAUAUUCCAAGCUUCCAUCUUUACUUCAUUUUCUCUCUCAAUGGCUUCUCUCACUUUCUCUUCUGCUUCACUUUCUUCAUCCAAUCAUCUCCUUUUCACAGUUCUAGCCUUCGUUAUUUCGGGCUUAAUUUUCUUCCUCACGCAGAAAACCAAAUCAAAGCGGCUCCACCUUCCUCCAGGGCCACCCGGGUGGCCUGUCGUCGGAAAUCUCUUCCAAGUUGCACGGUCGGGAAAACCUUUCUUUCAGUACGUGGAUGAUCUCCGGGCAAAGUACAGCCCAAUUUUUACCUUAAAAAUGGGGACCAGAACGUUGAUUAUUUUGAGCGACGCCAAACUAGUCCACGAAGCCUUGAUCGAGAAGGGUCAGCUUUUCGCCACUCGGCCUCGUGAGAAUCCGACGCGAAACAUCUUUAGCAGCAACAAGUUCACCGUCAACGCCGCGCUUUACGGCCCUGUUUGGCGGUCGCUGAGGCGGAACAUGGUGCAAAACAUGCUUAGUUCGAACAGGAUUAAGGAGUUCCGUAACGUGAGAGACACGGCAAUGGAGAAAUUCAGUAAUCGGCUUCGCGCGGAGGCGAAGGCGAACGAUGGUGUUGUCUCGGUGUUAAAAAAUGCUCGAUUCGCCGUUUUCUGCAUACUUUUGGCCAUGUGUUUUGGCCUGGAAAUGGAUGAAGAGACGGUCGAGAAAAUGGAUCAGGUAAUGAAAAACGUGUUGAUCGUUCUCGACCCGAGAAUCGACGAUUUUCUUCCGAUCUUGAGCCUGUUUUUCUCAAAACAGAGGAAGAGAGUUUUGGAGGUUCGAAAAGAACAAGUUGAAUUUAUAGUCCCCUUAAUCGAGAAGCGCAGGAAGGCAAUCCAAAACCCCGGAUCCGACAAAACUGCGACAUCGUUUUCAUACCUCGACACCCUCUUCGAUCUCAAGGUCGAAGGCCGCAAAUCAUCGCCCACCGACACUGAAUUGGUAACACUUUGCUCUGAAUUCCUCAACGGCGGGACGGACACGACGGCAACCGCCAUUGAAUGGGGCAUUGCGCAGCUCAUUGCGAACCCAGAAGUUCAAGAAAAGCUCUAUGAGGAGAUUAAACUAGCCGUGGGUGAUCGAAAAGUGGACGAGAAGGACGUCGAUAACAUGCUGUAUCUACAAGCAGUGGUGAAGGAAUUGCUGCGCAAGCACCCGCCGACCUACUUUUCACUGACACAUGCAGCGACAGAGCAAACAACGUUGGCAGGGUACGAUAUACCGACAGAUGCGAACGUUGAAAUUUUCUUGCCAGGCAUUAGUGAGGACCCGAAACUGUGGUCGGACCCGGAAAAGUUCGACCCGGAACGGUUCGUUUCGGGUAAAGAGGACGCGGAUAUAACGGGGGUAACUGGGGUGAAAAUGAUGCCGUUUGGUGUUGGGAGGAGGAUAUGUCCUGGUUUGGGCAUGGCGACUGUUCAUGUUCAUCUCAUGCUUGCGAGAAUGGUGCAGGAGUUUGAGUGGAGCGCUUACCCGCCCAAUAGCAAGCUGGAUUUUGCUGGGAAAUUGGAGUUCACUGUGGUGAUGAAGAACACUCUUAGAGCUAUGAUCAAGCCCAGAGAUUAUUAAGGUUAAUGCAUGAUAUUAACAAAUUUUAUGUAUUUUUAUGUUUUUUUUUUUCUUCCGUAAUUGAUAAAGGAUAAGGACUACCAGGGAGGGCCUUUUUCUCUAUUUAUCCAAAUGAAAGAGAGAAUGGCCGGGAGGCCAGUUGGGAAUGCUUCAAAAAAAUAAGGUGAGAAGCGGCCCAUCUAGCUAAACUAUAUGCUAAAAAAUUAGUACAACGAGAUACUUUCGAAGCUUUUCAAUUAUAUAUGUAUGUAUGUAUAAUACUGUGUAUUAUACUUUUUUCUUUA
This is a messenger RNA of Alnus glutinosa, 1956 nucleotides long. Its product is annotated as cytochrome P450 77A3-like. Gene Ontology annotation, cellular component: membrane. NCBI's taxonomy places the organism in Eukaryota, Viridiplantae, Streptophyta, Magnoliopsida, Fagales, Betulaceae. The transcript is spliced from 2 exons. Gene Ontology annotation, molecular function: iron ion binding; heme binding; oxidoreductase activity, acting on paired donors, with incorporation or reduction of molecular oxygen, NAD(P)H as one donor, and incorporation of one atom of oxygen. The record is from RefSeq and is a predicted model, not a curated record. Bases 8 to 1672 code for a protein of 554 amino acids.